Candidozyma auris is the source of this 1854-nucleotide messenger RNA. RefSeq lists its product as uncharacterized. Gene Ontology annotation, biological process: transmembrane transport. Bases 1 to 1854 code for a protein of 617 amino acids. The transcript has a single exon. The record is from RefSeq and is a predicted model, not a curated record. NCBI's taxonomy places the organism in Eukaryota, Fungi, Ascomycota, Pichiomycetes, Serinales, Metschnikowiaceae. Gene Ontology annotation, molecular function: transmembrane transporter activity.
AUGUCUUCGAAUAACUUGGAGAAUACUGUCUCUGCAGAACAGCACAGCUUGUCUGACAAGCAGCAGAGUGCCCAUGAGACCGAAGCAGCUUCCAAAGAGCUUCACUUGGUUACUUCCGAGGACUCAGUUGAGUUUGAAACGUCCAGGGGUGUUAGGAGAAUCGAAAAUGUCAGGACGAUGAUGUUGACGGCGAAAAACGGGAAACUGAUCAUGGUAACCUUUAUAGUGUGCCUCUUGAUUAUUGCCUGGGUCUACUCGUUGGAUUCCUCCACUACCUCAAGUUAUGCGGUGCCUGCUACCUCCAGUUUCAACAGACACUCGAUGAUUUCCAGUGUGAACAUCGCCAGUCUGAUCAUUGGCUCUGUGGUGCAGCCCUUCCAGGCCAAAUUUUCCGACAUCACCUCUAGACCGCUCUGUUUCGCUGUCUCGUUGGGAUUCUACACUAUGGGGGUUAUUGUUGCAGCUGCCUCGUCAACAAUUGGUGCUUACGUUGUAGGGUCGGUUUGCACCGCGGUUGGCUCCAACGGUGUAUCGUUCGUGAGAGACAUCAUUGUUGCCGACUUGACCGAUUUAAAGUGGAGAGGUGUGGCCAAUGCCUUGAUGACUUCGCCUUACAUCAUCACCGUGUGGUUUUCGGGAUUGAUUGUCGAAGCUAUAUUGAAUCACAAUUGGAGGUGGGGAUACGGUAUGUUUGCCAUUAUCAUGCCUGUGGUCGUUCUCCCUGCAAUUUUGGUCCUUUACCACUUUGAACACAAGGCACAGAAACUCAUUCCAAAGGAGGAGAAGCCCAAAAAGACGUUCUUGCAAGUUGUUUGGGAAUCAGCCAUCCAAAUGGAUGCAUUUGGCUUGAUUCUCAUGGGCUUCGGCUGGGCGCUUUUAUUGUUGCCCUUUUCCUUGCAGCCAUAUGCCAAAGACGGCUGGGGAAACCCCAGUUUGAUCGCCAUGCUUGUUGUGGGUCCUGUCUUGUUAGUUGUGUUUGCAAUCUAUGAGUUCUUCUUUGCACCUUUUCCGUUAAUGCCUAGAAGAAUCCUCUACAACAAGACAUUUGUGUCUUCAGUGCUCAUCAACUUCAUUUACUUGCUUGCUGACGGCGUCAGGUCCCAGUACUUGACCAGUAUUUUGCUAGUGGGUAAAAAUUGGUCUUACCAAAACUGGACCUAUUUUGGUAACACCCUCACGGUGUCCUUGUGUUUCUUUGGCCUUGUCUCAGGUGCCACCUAUAGAAUUGUCCAGCGUUACAAGUGGUUGAACACUAUGGGUAUCAUCAUCAGAAUGAUCGCCUACAUUCUUCCAAUCAGAUCCAAGGGAACCAUGGCCAAUACUGCCUCUUUUGUCAUGUGUCAGAUCUUAGUUGGUGUGGGUUCUGCUUACAACACCGUGGGCACGAUCAUCGCUAGCCAGGCAAGUGUCCCGCACCAGGACAUGUCUUCGGUAAUGGCGUUGUUGCUUCUCUGGUCGACGGUGGGAAGCGCCAUUGGGUACACGAUUUCUGGAAGCAUCUGGACCUCCAGAAUGUACAUCUACUUGCGUGAGUAUAUUCCCCAGACAGUUGCGGAUGACGAAGUGUACAACUACUACACCGACUUGACCACCCUUUUCGACCUCGAAUGGGAUAGCCCCACCAGACAAGGGGCCGUGAAAGCCUUGGCAAAUAUCUGCCCCUACUUCUUUGUGGCGCCCGUCAUUUUGGAGUUCAUCAAUGUGUUGAUCAGUUUCACCCUCACCGACUACUACUUGGGAGACACCCACAAUGCGAUCGAGGACCAGAACGGUAGGGACCCCACUAACCAUGGCCGCGAGAAGAGAGAGAUCCCCACCACGUGGAAGGGCAAGUUCCUCUACUUGCUUUCGUGA